AUGGCGACGCAGAAAAUUAAAAAUUUGGUGGUGCCUCCUUAUAUAGAUAAAUAUGUAUCUCAGAGCGUAACUGAUUCACAAUGGAUUGCUGCGCUUAAUAUUUGGACUUCAAGUCUUUCCUUGAUUUUAAAAUCAAAUGAUAUAGAUUUUGCAAAUUAUUUAUUUCAUAAUGAGUCUCUUCAAAAGUUUUUGGAGUCGUUUUUGGGAAUUCGUGCAAAAAUUCGUAGAUUUGAAAUUAUGCAAACUAGACAUUCAAUGGAGGUGGAUUUAGAUAAAAAAGUUUUAGCAAUAUUAUUACGCCUUUCAGAACCAUCAAUUUCUUCGAUCCAAAUGAAAAAUGGAAUUACAUUAGGGGAAGCAUUGUAUCAAAAUAAUUUAAUAUCAGUACCAUUUCUACUUGAUGUAGUAGCAAUGUAUGGUAGAUCAAAUACUAAACAAAUAGAGAAAUUCAUUGAUAAUACGAUCAAAUCUGUAACAAAAAUAAUUCAAGAUUUUGAAAUGCAUUCCAGUACGAUUGUUAACUAUAUAAAAGUCAUAGGUGACAAAUUUCAAGAAAUAGCUGACAGUGAAAAAACAAGUAAAGGUGUUAUAUUUGAUAAAAAAAAGCUUGCCAAUGCUCGUACUUAUUUAGAAUAUAUGUUGGAUAUCUCUAUCACUUUGGAUUGUUUAUUCAUAGUUUCAAAAUCCGUGGCUAAUAUAUUCAACGAUAGACAAGACUUUGAGGAUAAUGUUGAUUUUUUAAUGACAAUAGAGAAUUUCUAUGAUAAUAUUAUACCGAUAAUUUCGAAAAUCUUUGAAUCUGAUAAAAAAUUCUCGGAUAUUUCCAGGGAUUUAAUUAUUUUGAAACAUGCAUUAGUGUCACUUACAUUCCACACUUUAAAUGCAUGCUAUUUUAGUCCAGUAGGAUUCACGUCCAACGAAGGUGAUGUAUAUUCAUUUGUCAAAUCGGAUGACAAGUUAGAAGACAUAGAAAAUAUAAAUUCUAAGAUUGAAAGGAUGGGUGAUGUGCUUCUUUUUUUCAUUGAAUCUUCCCAGUUGGACAAGCCAGUUGAAUCUCUUGUAGAUGCGCCAUUACUUUUAGACAUUGAAAUUGAAUUUGAUUUGAGUGGAAAAUUAAUAAGAAUAAAAAAUGAA
Messenger RNA from Racocetra persica, 1134 nucleotides. NCBI's taxonomy places the organism in Eukaryota, Fungi, Glomeromycota, Glomeromycetes, Diversisporales, Gigasporaceae. The record is from the annotation of a GenBank genome assembly.